AUGGACACCACAGGGUUGCACAUAUGCUGCUCCCCAGAGUCCCAAAUGCCUGUGAGGAGCACAGCUGGCACAGAGUAGGGCAGUGCAGACCCCCGGGAGGACUUGAGCCUGGCUGGGUCAUGGGGUCUAACACAGGUCUGGCUCUCAUGUGGCCUCUUCUCUGCCUUCCCCACAGGUGAGAGCCUGAGCCCAAGCCGUGGAGCAGCCAAGAGGAAGAAGAAGCAGAGGAGGAACCGCACCACGUUCAACAGCAGCCAGCUGCAGGCUCUGGAGAGGGUCUUUGAGAGGACACACUACCCUGACGCCUUCGUGCGGGAGGAGCUGGCAAGAAGGGUCAACCUCAGCGAGGCAAGAGUGCAGGUUUGGUUUCAGAACCGGAGGGCCAAGUUCCGCCGUAACGAGAGGGCAAUGUUGGCCAACAGAUCAGCAUCACUCCUCAAAUCCUACAGCCAAGAAGCAGCCAUUGAGCAGCCCAUGGCACCACGACCCACCGCACUGACCCCGGAGUAUCUCUCUUGGACCAGCACCUCCCCGUACAGCACUGUGCCCUCCUACAGCUCCAGUGGGACUGCAACACCCACCCAAGGGGUGAACAUGGCCAACAGCAUCGCCAGCCUGCGCCUCAAAGCCAAAGAGUUCAGCCUCCAUCAGAACCAGGUGCCAACCGUGAACUGACCAGGGCAAAGCCCACCCCGUGGCCUCAUCCAGGAUACAUCGUGGAGCUCCUGUGCCGGCCCAGGACAAAUCUGCCACCUGUCCAAUACACAUGCCACUCAUCCAAUGUCUCAGCACCUCUUCUCUCCUCUUCCCUUCCCUUUUGAAGGUAGAGUCAGUCCCAGGCCGAAGUGGCACAUAAUUAUAGCCACAUAUGGAGCAAACUUGGUUAGAAACUCGCUUUUCCGCACACCCUUGUAAUAACGGCUAUAUAUACACACACAUACCCCCCACGCGCUCUUCGAGGACAAACAGACUUGCCAAGGGAACAAGAAUUUGCUUCCAAACAUGGAAGGAUCUUGGACUAUUGGAUUUGACCAAUUUGG
Molecule: messenger RNA, 1040 nt
Organism: Acanthisitta chloris (rifleman)
Lineage: Eukaryota; Metazoa; Chordata; Aves; Passeriformes; Acanthisittidae
Product: paired mesoderm homeobox protein 2-like
Biological process (GO): regulation of DNA-templated transcription
Molecular function (GO): DNA binding; DNA-binding transcription factor activity, RNA polymerase II-specific
Source: RefSeq, a predicted model, not a curated record